UGCGCAUCGCUAGUGUAUACACAAGUGCUGAAGCUGCAAGUCGUGCGUGUAGGUACGCGAGAAUUAUUUUAAGAGCCACGAAAACUAACCAAUUAAUUUAAUAAAAAAACAAAGCAACAACCAGCCGCGUCGUUAUACUUAUCACUUAGCAUGUGGAUUAAAUAUCUUUCGCUCAAUAUGCUGCGACGCGCCGCGCUAUCUACGCUUCAACUCUAAAGAGACGGCAACUGUGAAAAAGAAAGAAGUAGCAAAGCAAAAAAAAGUGCAUACAGGAGUGGCUGCUGUGAGUGCGCGAGCAUAUAAAAUUGAAAUUGCCAAAUCUAAGCAAGCAUACACACACACACACACACUCAUCUAAAUAAAUACAUACAUAAAACACAGCUCUUGUUAAAUUUAAUUUAACAUUUGUGUAAUCUUAACGAACAAAAUAAUUACUACGUACGAAGAAAAUUCAAACAACGCCCAAAACAAAAAAAGAAAAAAACAAAAUUAACAGAUACAAGUACGAGGAGCGGAGUAAUAACGACAACGAAAGAUAAAUGCAUACAGAGACAAAAUAGCGAGAGAAACAACUACUACUACAAUAACAACGCAGUUACAUUCCAGUGGGAAAGUAAAGGGGAACCGAGGAACAUGUUUUCAACCAGCAUAAAACAGCAUAAAAUUGUGAGCGAGCACAUUUUUCUGUGAAAACCGAACGCCCGAAAAAAAAGUGUUGCCCACACACACACGCACGCAUACACACAUAAUUUAAUAUACAUACGCGCGUACGCAGGCAAAUAGCCGCACACAAACAAACCAACGCUCACGUACACACACAUACACAAUGUCCAGCUGGGCCGAACGCGUGCAUCGACGCGCUGCUGAUUUGGGCAACGUAGUCACAUCCUGUGGCCAUCCAGCUACCGCUCCCGCCUAUCCCUACCGCUUGGAGAAGGUGAAGUUCGGUGUGCCUCUGGAGGAGGUGUGCAAGCACAACAAUAACAUUCCAGGCCCUCUCCUCGUAUUAAUAUUGAAACUGAACAAGGAGUCGCCCAAUCGACGCGAUGUUUUCCGUGCGCCCGGCCAUCAGGGCGCAAUGAAGAAGCUCAUCCAUUUCCUGCAGGCGGGCCGACUCGUCAACGUUGAUAAUUAUUCGGUGUUCACCAUUGCCAGCGUACUAAAGAAGUUCCUCCGCAAGAUACCGAACGGCAUCUUUGGACGCAGUGGCGAGAUGGAGCUCUUUGCCAUUAACGAGCUGCAAAACGAAGCCGAGCAAACGGACCGUUUACACAGAUUGUUUGCAUCACUGCCCAAAUAUACGCAACAUCUAUUAGUCUUACUCUUUGGCACAUUCCGCGUCAUCGCCAGCAAUGCGGCCCACGCAUCCACGGGCAUGACCAGCGAAGCUCUCGGCGUCUCUGUAGCGCCCAGUUUCUUUCAAUCCUGCGUCAGCGAUGGCAAGACCGCGCGCAUGGAGGAUGUGCUCAAGUUUAAGGUGGCCACCAAGAUCAUGCAGCACAUUAUCGAUAAGUUUGCCACACACGAUAUCUUCGGGCGCGACAACUACGAAUACUAUGCCCGCGUCACGGGGCGCAUUCUAAAGGUGCAGGACGAAUGGAUCUGCAGUUUCCAAUAUCCGCCGCCGCCACGCGGCAAAUUGGCGCAACAGAAAUAUGCAUUACAACAUUCUCUGGAGGCCGAAAAGACUUGGUUGCAGUGCCAAUGCGAGCGUUGGGGCUUACUGGCCCAGGAGGAGUCUCGCUCGACGCCCGCACUGCUGACCAGCUCCAGCUCGGCGCUGGAGAACAGCGUGCUGUCGCUGGGCGUGUCGCCGGAGCACUCGUUCAUCGAGAGCUGCGCCCGUCUCUCCGUGUCGCUGGAGGGGCCGGGCAUCUUUGCCAUGACCAGCUCGCCGCUGCCGGCCAAGCGCGCUGGCAACGGCAACGGCAACGGCACUGACUAUGACUACGACGACUAUGUGGACGACGAGGAGGAUAAUGAUGAGCUGGCCCACGACUUUGCCGCCGAUCUGGAGCUGAGCAGCAUUGCGCCGGCCACGCCGUCGCAUCUGCAGCAGCAGCAGCAGCUGCGUGGCCUGCAGCAAUUCAAGCAACGGCAGCAGCAGCAGCUGGCGGGCACAACGAGCAACUCACAGGACGACGACGACGACGAGGAGGACGACGAGGAUGACGAGCUGACCACCGUGAAGCGUCGCUACCGUCAGAACAAAAAGAAGCCCUUGCCCAGCGGCCAUCAUCAGCGACGCCUGCGCACCGGCACCAAGAGCCUCGACGGCAGCAGCGAUCGUCGUGGCAGCAAUGCCGCCUCCACCGGAGCCAUUGCUGGGCCCACAGCAGCCACCAGCGCAGCCCUGGGCAACAGCAGCAGCAAUGGCGGCAAGCUGAAGCAGCCGCAGCGGACCUGCAGUCGCUGCAAUCGCGGCAUACGGCACAGCAGCUCGUGCAGCUCGAAUUCUGGCGGCGCCGCUGGCUCCAAUGGGGGCGCUGGCGGCAUCGGCGUCACGGGCGGCAACGGCGGUGCCAACUCGGGCGGCAUGACCAUGGAGGAGCUGCGCGCCGUCAAUCGCUAUGCGGAGAGCACCAAGAGUCUCUCGUAUUUGCCACAGGUCCAUGAACGCCAAACCGCACGCAUGCGCACCCGCUCCGAAUGGUUCUUGGGGCCACGGGAUGCGGUCGUCUCGCUGCAGCUGCCGGCGGACACGUGCAGCAACUGCUGCCUGGCCGUCGCCGCCGCCGCUGCCGCUGGCUACCUGGGUGGCGGCAGCACGCGCGACAUGCGCCAGACGGUGGGCGGCGGCGUCGGCGGUGCCGGCGACAUCGAGGCGGAGCGCAGCCAGGCCGCGCUGCUCUAUCACUUCUAUCGGCGGCAGCGGCGCGAACGCGAACUGGAACUGGAAAGGGAGCGGCAGCCGCAGUCGCAGCCGCAGCUGGACGAUAUGAUGGACACCGAGGACAGCUACAGCUACAGUCGUCAGCAACAGCAGCAGCAGCAGCAGCAACAAAAACAACAACAGCAACAUAUACAUUCCAAGGGUCUGCUGCGACCGCCGCAGCAGCAGCAACAGCGUCGCCUGUUGCUGGACGCCAAUUCGGUUGGCAACAUCCGUUUGAGUAACAGCGCCGAGUCCAUACAGUACACAGCGCGUCGACCCAACAUCGUCGGCAAUCCCAACAGCAGCAACAUCAACAUCAUCAGCAGCAGCAGCAUCAGCAAUCCCAACAGCAACACACGCCGCCUGCUCAUCAACGUGCCGCGGCAGUAUCCGCUGCGCUCCUCGCUGCGUCGCCACAAGGAGAAACAGAUCGGCGGCAGCCAGAGCAACAGCAGCAACAGCAUCAGCAACGAACAGCUGACCGGCAGCACGGCGCCAGCGGCAACAGUUGGCGGCGCAGCGGCAGCCGCUGCAGCUGGAGUGCCGCUGAACAAGCCGCUGUUGCUGGUGGGCCUGCUGCCGGGCGCCGAGCAGCCGCCGUCUGUGCGCAAUUCCAUAGCGGACUGUGGCAGCCACGACUACGACAAAAUGGACACCAUGGAGCACCAGCUGAGCUUGGAGUGCAGCACAACGCUGAGCUUCAAACCGCCGCGGCUGUAACAGCAGCAGCAGCAGCAGGAGCAGGAGCAGGAGUAGUUCAAGUUGGAGGCAAGCGACGCAGGCUCAAGUAACAUUAAAAAAAUAAAAAUAAUAACGAUUUAAUGGAUUUAAUAUUUGACUAGCGUUUAAUUAAAUAUUAAAUGUAAUCUAACACACACACACAACCACACACAAACACAUUUAUAUAUUAACAUAUAUAUGUACUUGUAUUUAUGUGUAUAGCAAGAAAAGGCUGAUUUUCUUUAGUUAAUAACGAUAAAAUUUAACGGAUAUUGCAACAAAUUGCCAAAUUUUAUUUGAGACAAGUGAAAAGCAAA
Molecule: messenger RNA, 3912 nt
Organism: Drosophila navojoa
Lineage: Eukaryota; Metazoa; Arthropoda; Insecta; Diptera; Drosophilidae
Gene: RhoGAP71E
Product: Rho GTPase activating protein at 71E
Biological process (GO): positive regulation of transcription by RNA polymerase II; signal transduction
Cellular component (GO): mediator complex
Molecular function (GO): GTPase activator activity; transcription coactivator activity; transcription factor binding
Source: RefSeq, a predicted model, not a curated record